Molecule: messenger RNA, 3318 nt
Organism: Fusarium vanettenii 77-13-4
Lineage: Eukaryota; Fungi; Ascomycota; Sordariomycetes; Hypocreales; Nectriaceae
Exons: 4
Coding region: 1-3318 (1105 amino acids)
Molecular function (GO): protein binding
Source: RefSeq, a predicted model, not a curated record
AUGUCCAAUACCGUCCACGCCCUGACUGCCAGCGGCAACGCCAACAUUCACAUCGGCAACAGGCACUAUUAUAACCAUGGGGAUGAUCACUGCCUUUCCGACCUACGAACCACCGAUCCACGCGAUGACAAGAAGCGCAUCGAGGGCGCAAGAGGCGGCUUGGUGAAGGACUCAUACCGCUGGAUCCUCAGCCAUGACAAUUUCCGAAACUGGCGCGACGAUCAACAUCGUAACCUGCUCUGGAUCAAAGGCGACCCCGGCAAGGGCAAGACCAUGCUGUUUUGCGGCCUCCUUGACGAAUUGGGACCGACCACACGAUUAGUAGAUCAAGAAGCCAAAACAUUGCUGUCCUACUUCUUCUGCCAGGCCGCCGACUCGCGCAUCAACAGUGCCACGGCCGUGCUCAGGGGCCUUAUCUACCUUCUUGUGGUACAGCAAGAUUCACUGGCUUCGCAUGUCCAGAAGAGAUACAAAGAUGUAGGGAAGCAACUCUUUUCGGACGAGAAUGCGUGGGUGGCCCUACAUGACAUCUUCAACAACGUGUUGAGUGAUCCAAGCCUGGAAGAGACAUACAUCAUGAUCGACGCCCUUGACGAAUGCGUAGCUGGUCUCCCGGACCUACUCAACCUCAUUGUCAAGAGCACAUCUUCCCGGGUCAAGUGGAUCGUCACAAGCCGCAACUGGCCAAGCAUCGCGGAGCGGCUGGAUGUUGCCACGGAAGUGACGAGUCUGAGCCUGGAGCGCAACCAAGAGUUCAUCUCAGCAGCUGUCGAUUCAUACAUUCAGCACCGGGUCCAGAAACUGGCGGUUCGGAAGAAGUACAAUGACAAGACAAAGGAGGCUGUCAGAGAUUACUUGUCCUUAAAUGCCAACGAUACCUUCCUUUGGGUGGCCUUGGUGUGUCAGGACAUCAAGGAAUGUUCCCGCCGCACUGUACUCUCGGCACUGAAGGCCUUUCCACCCGGGCUCGAUUCCUUGUAUGAGAAGAUGGUAGACCGAAUUCGUCGCCUAAACAAGGACGACGCCAAGCUUUGUUACGAGAUCCUCGCCAUCGUGACAGUUGCAUAUCGCCCACUCACGUUAGUCGAACUUGCUUCACUUGUGCAGCCUCCAGAGGAGGAGUCUGACGACGAGGAGUUCCUGGAAGAGGAUAUAGAGCGUUGCGGCUCUUUCCUCGCUGUCCGAGAUGGGAUAAUCUACUUUGUGCAUCAGUCAGCCAGAGACUACUUGAGGGACCAAGCAGCAUCCACUGUGUUCCCCUCUGGCCUUGGGGUGGCCCAUCACAGGGUAUUCCGACAGUCGCUCAUUGCCAUGCAAAAGUGUCUCCGAAGAGACAUCUACAACCUUAGCCACCCCGGAAUAUCAAUCGAUAACAUCCAGGCGCCAUGGCCAGAUCCACUUACACCAGUGCGAUACUCCUGUGUCUAUUGGGUGGAUCAUGUCUGCGAAGCCCAGCCCGAAGAUGAUCUCCUUGACGAACGUGCGGCCCACAGAUUCGUUCAGGCAUUCUUUCUUCAUUGGCUUGAGGCCUUGAGCCUCUGCCGGGCCAUAUCUGAUGGUGUUCAUGCCGUGACGAAGUUGGACAGGUUGCUAAGAACAUCGCCCAGUAAUUCCUUUCUCUCGUUAACCUCAAACGCACGUCAGUUCAUUCUCCACAAUGGACCUCUGCUCAAGGAUGCACCACUCCAAACCUAUGUCGCAGCCCUUUUGUUUGCUCCCGUCAGCAACACGAUACGAGAGUCGUUCAAGAAGGAGGAACCACGAUGGGUAACAAUCAAACCUGAAGCAUACCAGGUCUGGACCCCUCUGGUCGCAACUCUCGAUAAUCACCAUAACUCCAUCCGCUCUCUGGCAUUUUCCCCAGACGGAAAGAUGCUGAUAUCCGGGUCAUACGACAGGACUGUCAAGAUAUGGGAUAUCGCCACAGGCGACCUUGGCCGAUUGAUUAAGGGUCAUGACGAUAACAUUAGGUCGGUGGCCUUUUCGCCUGAUGGCAAGCUCAUGGCCUCCGGAUCACGCGAUAAGACUAUCAAAAUCUGGGAUGUUGCCACAGGCGCACUGGCACGCACCCUCAAGGGUCAUAGGAGUGGGGUUGGGUCGGUAGUCUUCUCGACUGGUGGCAGUCUCGUUGCAUCUGGGUCCGAGGACAAUACCAUCAAGAUCUGGGAUGUUUCUUCAGGCAAGGCUAUGAAAACACUCAAAGGCCAUACUGGCUCGGUUUGGUCAGUGACGUUAUCGGCUGAUAGCAAGCUCUUGGCGUCCGGUUCAGAUGAUACCAGAGUGAAGAUCUGGGAUGCUACGACAGGCAAGGUCAGACAGACAUUCGAGGGCCAUUGGAAUUCCGUCCGUUCAGUGGCCUUCUCAAUGGACGGCAGGCUCGUUGCAUCUGGCUCAAGCGAUGGAACUAUCGGGAUCUGGGAUACCACUAUCAACAGAGAACGUCGGACAGUGGGAGCACAUGGCAAGGACGUUACGUCGAUGGCGUUUUCGCCCAACAGAAAGCUCAUGGCCUCCGGUUCAUAUGAUGAGACUGUGAAGAUUUGGGAUACCGCUACGGGAGAGGUGAAGCAAACCUGUAAGGGCCACACUAGCCUCAUUACAUCGGUGGCAUUCUCGGCCGACAAUGCGCUCGUGGCAUCUGGGUCGUUCGAUAUGACUACUAUUAUAUGGGAUGUUGGAACAGGAAAAAGGCUCCUUGUGCUAACCGGGCACACAAUUUUGGUUUUCUCAGUGGCCUUCUCAAGAGACAGCAAGCUGGUGGCUUCAGGGUCAGAACUCGGUACUAUCAAGAUCUGGGACACUAAGACUGGUGGCAUCAAGAAGACCUUUGAGGGCCAUGGUCGUACACAAUCGAUAAGCUUUUCUAACAACGGUAAGCUUAUAAUUUCUGGGUCAGAUGACGGAACUGUUAGGAUUUGGGAUCUCACAGCAGGCACAAUUUUGCAGACUCUGAUCGGCCAUGGGGACGGGGUCAGGUCAGUGUCAUUCUCGAAUGAUGAUAAGCUUGUUGUGUCUGGAUCAGAUGACAAGACUAUCAGGAUCUGGGACAUUGCCACCGGCAAGGUCAUGAGGACAUUGGAGGGCCACUACUCCAGAGGCCCCUUGGUCUCUUUCUCGCCUGAGCAUACGCCCACAGGCUAUGGCGUAAAUGUCGAUGGAUCUUGGAUCACUGCCUGGGAUGGAUGGGAGAGACGCAAUCUGUUAUACCUGCCUCCCGAUAUCCGGCCAUCGUCGUGUGCCACUUCAGGUUCGGCUCUGGCUAUCGGUUGCCCUUCGGGCCGCGUCCUGUUUUUUACAUUCAUUAGUCAGUAUCUGUAG